Molecule: messenger RNA, 923 nt
Organism: Aethina tumida (small hive beetle)
Lineage: Eukaryota; Metazoa; Arthropoda; Insecta; Coleoptera; Nitidulidae
Exons: 2
Coding region: 295-786 (163 amino acids)
Cellular component (GO): nucleus
Source: RefSeq, a predicted model, not a curated record
AGACGCACGUAGCGUUUCAGAGCAAAACGUCUCUCGAAGUUCGAAAACAAAAAUAACGAAUUAAAAGUUAAGCGGCCAAUUUCGGCCAGACAACAAGAAAAUUAACCGUCCGAUCCAGUAAGGCCAGAAUAAUCCCAAGAGCGGAGCGAAAAAAAGUGAAAGAGAUACGUGUAGGCUACGUGAAGGCGUCGUACAGGCACUAUCGGGCACGACACAACACAGACCUCCAGUGCACUGCAGUUUGUAGCCCGUGACAGUACUACUUUGGCAUCCCAGCAAUUCUCUCCUCUCAAAAUGAAUGUGAACGUAGGUUUUAUCGACGACAGAAACAGCAGCCGUGUCCUGAAACCACCGGGCGGAGGAACCUCAGACAUUUUCGGUACCAGAUACGAAAAACCGGCACCACAAAAGGUUGCGAGCGCCGAAGCUCAAGUUGAAAACAAGGUGGAAGAAGUGUCUAAGGAAAAUGGCAAAAGUGUCGAUGAUACAGUGAAAAAUAAUGAGAAUAAUAAAGAAGCAAAUGGCGAUGUUGCCAAUGAAGAGGUGAAGUCAAAUGGAACGAAAAUAGAAGAAAUCAAAACGGAAGAGGUAACUGUCGAGGAAACUACGGUUGCUGAGCAAAAAAUUGAAGAACUGAAAAUUGAGGAUUCGAAAUCGGAAGAGAAGAGUGAACAAUCAGUCGGGAAGUCGGUCUACAAUAAUAUAAUACAGGAACCAGAUAAUACACCGAAGAAACCUAGUGGAAAGAGAGUACCACCAGGUGGUUUUUCCUCUGGACUUUGGUGAUUAUAUUGUGUUGCCUUUUUUAAUAUGUGUUAAUGGAAAUAUGUUUUUAUUUAUUUGUGAGUAGGGAAUAUUAUAAUUGUAAACCUACAUAAGUGUAUUUAAGUUUAUAAUAAAUGUAUUUGGCUUAAAAUAUUUUA